UGAGAGAGAGAGAGAAAGAAGACAUUCAACCACGGUAAAAUAACGCGGCGCCUCUUCCCUCUCUUUUACAAGGCAAGGCAAGGCAAGGGAAGGGAUCCAAUCCAAUCCAAUUCCAACCACCGCUCGGGCUCGCCUUGCCGACAAGAAGGAGAGGAAGAGGAAGAGGAGGAGCAAGGAGGAUACAGCAGCAAGCCAUGGAUCCGAGCCAGAUGAUGUUCCCCAUGUGGGCCCCUCCUCCCGCCGCAGUGCCUCCCCCCUCCGAGGACCCCUCCGCGCCCUUCCUCCCUCCGCCCAACGCCCAGCUCGCCCCCAACCGCGGCUGGAAGCGCAAGAACCCCAGCUCCGCCGCCGGCUACCAGCCUCCGGCCCUCGGCGACCUCCAGGUGCAGAACCGCGCAAAGGCUCGCCGCUGGUUCAAGAAUCACAACCCCAGCCAGAACAACCCAAACCACCACCACAACAACCGUAAGUACUUCUUCCCCAAGAACAAGGCCGCCGCGCCUCGCAACACCACCUCCUUCAUCAUCCGUGCCAAGCGCGCUGGUGGCAUCGCGUCCCUCGUGUCUCCCUGCCCUGUCACGCCCGCCGUGCUCCCCACCCCGCGCCUCUCCCCCUCCCGCGAAGGCCUCGCUGACAUGGCUCAGGCACAGUGGGGCGUCGACGGGUACGGCUCAAUGAAGGGCCUCAUCCGCCUCCGCAGCUCCCCCCAGCCCGCCGACCCCAACUCGUCUGAUGACGAUGAUGAGGGAAACUCCAGCGGCAGUGACGUCGAGGAGCACGUGGAGGUGGAGCGCCGGCUUGACCAUGACCUCAGCCGCUUUGAGAUGGUGUACCCAGCAAGAGGGGAGGAUCCUGGGGGCUACGUGUUUGAGGAGGACGACGAGUAUGACCAGGAUGCACAUGUGGCUCGCCUGGAGGAGGAGAACCUGACGCUAAAGGAGAGGCUUUUCCUCAUGGAGCAGGAGGUGGGUGACAUGAGGCGCCGUCUGGAGGCGCUUGAGGCGCGGUUUUCACUAAAUGAUGGUGUUGGCGGCGGCGGUGGUGAGAACGCAGUUGAAGAAGCUCCUCCUCAGAAUGAUGCAAACAGGGAGAAUAGCAGCGAGGACAAUGCGGAGCGGGUUGAUGUGGGAUCAGAGAAAAGUGGAGAAAAAAAUGCAGACAAGGGUGUAGUGGACUUAGAGAACAUUGGAGAAAACAAUGCAGACAAGGGUGCUGUGGAUUCAGAGAAGAAACACAAUGCAGAGAAGGGUGCUGUGGGUUCGGAGAAGAGUGGCGAACACAAUGCAGGGAUGGUUGAUUCAGUGUCAGAGAAGAUCAUCGGUGAGGACGAUGGUGAAGUGAUGAGGCUUGAUGCUUCUUUGCAGUGAGGACUGAUGGAAGAUGGACAACGGAAUUCAGCAGUGAUUGUUGGUACUGUACAUACUUGUCAAUGACGGGUUGAAGCCAUGCGACAUGGACUGGACUUGUUUUGGAGACUGACAUGUUGCGUAACAGUGAAUCUUUGUGUUGUUCCUGGACACGGGAAACAGCCUGUGCCAUUUUGAGUUUAUUUUCUUGUUCCUUCUAUAUCUUUUAUAAUGAUAAUGUGGAACCUAGCCGCUGCUGGAAGUGGUAGAUAUGGAGGAAGAACUGUGAUGAUGAAUUUGUUAUCAUAACUGUUGUUGUCGUGACUGUAUCCGAUGGUGUUCUGGUGAUUGUUUUCUGAUGCCGUGCUGGUUGACC
Messenger RNA from Phragmites australis (common reed), 1722 nucleotides. RefSeq lists its product as uncharacterized. The record is from RefSeq and is a predicted model, not a curated record. The transcript has 2 exons. NCBI's taxonomy places the organism in Eukaryota, Viridiplantae, Streptophyta, Magnoliopsida, Poales, Poaceae. Bases 195 to 1367 code for a protein of 390 amino acids.